GUCAACCGGCGCCCCUUCCGGCAACGCCCGCCCGCCCGCCGCUUCGCCUCGUUUUCCCCUCGGCCGCCAUGGCGAAGGUGGAAGUGGACCGCGAGUUCCCGCGCUCCGUGGGGGGCAUCCUCAAGGCGGCCCGCAUGAUUCUAGCUUUUAUGGCAACCAUCACUUUUGCUCUUAGAAGAUCUCACGAAGCUUUCCUAGCCCUUGUCAUCAUGGAACUUGUCAUUACUUUUUUAUUCUAUUUACUUUAUCUGCUGAAGUUGCAUAAUAAGCUAAAAUUCAUGUUUUGGCCUUUGGCUGAUGCUUUCAAUUCAUUGGUGGCAGCACUGUUUCUCCUCAUUGUGGGCCUGUGUGCAACAUUAAUAAAGACCAUCAAGGAAACAUUAAUUGGAGGUGUAUUCUGUUUGCUGCUUUGCAUUCUUUGUAUAACAGAUGCUGCUUUAAUCUUGAAAAAAGUUUCUUUUAAUAGGUCAUAGUAGGAAGGAAUGGUAUCCAAAGCUAAAAUGGCCUGUUGAGCCAAAUGAAUUAUAGAAAACAGCCAUCCUGAAUAUGCUGGACUACAGCUCCCAUCAUCCACAACCAACACAUAAAAUGCUUUGUGCAGGUGGGGCAAAAUACCAGGAGGUCAUCGGGUUGGGAAAAGUGUUAUAAUCCAUUUUAAAAACCUGGUUUGCUAUUGGCUGUUUGUCACAUUUUCUUGGUAUUCCCUAAAAACUUUAGACUCCAGUUCAGCCAGUCAAGCUUUAUUAAAUCCUACUGAUUUCAAAAGGCAAAAUUAAGCAGAUGUUUAACCCUGCUAUCAAAUUACAUGUGAUUUAAAAUGCUUAGCUUUAAGUGGGUUGUGCCUUUGGUUUAGCUGUAUCUAGGAACUUGAAUACUGUGUACUUUAUCAAAUUAGUUUGUUUAUUUGGCAGCACAAGCAACCAUUGAUAAAAAUGUCUUGCGUUUUAUAAAAUAGCUGUUUUUGCCAGUGUAACAUUAAAAAUGAUUAUGGGGUAUAUCUUCUUGAACCGGUUUGUAUUAAAUCUUAAUGUUUUUAAUUAAAAAGGUUUACCUGCAAUAA
This is a messenger RNA of Candoia aspera, 1060 nucleotides long. RefSeq names its product chemokine-like factor. Gene Ontology annotation, cellular component: membrane. The transcript is spliced from 4 exons. Lineage: Eukaryota; Metazoa; Chordata; Lepidosauria; Squamata; Candoiidae. The coding region runs from base 69 to 473 and encodes 134 amino acids. The record is from RefSeq and is a predicted model, not a curated record.